ACGAGCAACCUAGAUUACUUGUGUUUUCACUGUUAAACGAAGAGCUGCAAAAUGCCGAUUUGUGUUCUCUAUACGAAUAUGAAACGUUCCGAGUUGGACAAAAAUAUUGAAGAACGUAUGGCAAGAUGUAUUUCGGAAACUCUGGAUAAACCUUUAGAGAUUGUGUUUGUUAGUCUUUUUGCUGAAACACCAUCAUUUUGUGCAGGAUCACGUGAUCCAUCGAUGAUAUGUCAAAUACACUCCAAGAAAGUGUUUGAUGAUCCGAACAAAGUGUCUGGGUACUACCCGAAGUUUUUCGAGACUUUGAAGGAAACGACCAAACUACCAGGAAACAGGAUCAUUGUCGAAUUGUUCAGCGUCCCUGAAACACAUGCAGAGAUUGGAAAUUGAGGUCAUGGACCUGAAUGCAGACAGUCAAAAUAAUCCGAAAAAUGAAGUUAAUGAAUAUCUUAUAUGAUUAAGUAUAAUUUUAUGAUCGGUACAUUACUCUAUCAUGUUAACUAAAGUGUUUAAAUGUAAACAAAAAGUAAAUACAACGCAACAGAACGACUUUUAUGCAGUAUGAACUGAAUCUACGACGUUGCGUGUUUGUGUUCUUUGUUUCAAAGGGAUCUUAUAAGAUUUUAUUAUUGAUAAAAGUAUUUACUUAUUUAAAUAAAGAAGUAUGUAACUUGUAAAA
Mercenaria mercenaria is the source of this 679-nucleotide messenger RNA. RefSeq lists its product as uncharacterized. The transcript has 3 exons. NCBI's taxonomy places the organism in Eukaryota, Metazoa, Mollusca, Bivalvia, Venerida, Veneridae. The coding region runs from base 52 to 390 and encodes 112 amino acids. The record is from RefSeq and is a predicted model, not a curated record.